Bufo bufo (common toad) is the source of this 1327-nucleotide messenger RNA. RefSeq names its product leukotriene B4 receptor 1-like. The record is from RefSeq and is a predicted model, not a curated record. Gene Ontology annotation, molecular function: G protein-coupled receptor activity. The transcript is spliced from 2 exons. Gene Ontology annotation, biological process: G protein-coupled receptor signaling pathway. Bases 125 to 1147 code for a protein of 340 amino acids. NCBI's taxonomy places the organism in Eukaryota, Metazoa, Chordata, Amphibia, Anura, Bufonidae. Gene Ontology annotation, cellular component: membrane.
AUAUUGGUAUGCACUGUUUUGCUUUCACAGAAUUUUUGAUGCAGCUCCGCUCAUGGAUGUGACCCGUCGGCUCUGAAAACAACAGGCUACACUUUGGACUUCAGAAGAAAGCCAACUUACAGAAAUGUUAAAGUGCAAUCUUUCUGUGGUGAUAGAUGAGGAGCCUCCCUCUAUCUCUAUAAGGAAUGUUGGUUCAUGCACUUUACUGUCCUUGGCUUUUAUCAUUGGGGCUCCAGGAAACAUAUCAGUAAUGUGGAGCAUAUGUAGAAAGCUGAAGAACAGAUCUGCCACUGUGCUGUUAAUCGGAAACCUGGCACUUGCAGACUUUCUCAUUCUACUACCUCUGCCUAUUUGGAUAUACACAUUUGCUGUCGAAAAUUGGGUUUUUGGACUUGUGUUUUGCAAGAUUUUGGUAUAUAUGAUAUAUUCUAGUUUGUAUGCCAGUGUAUUCCUCAUAACUCUUUUGAGCAUAGAGCGGUUUUUGGCUGUGUUUCGACCAUUUCAUCUGCAGAGAUGGUCCAGACACCGGGUUUUUAAGAAAAUUCCCAUUUUCAUUUGGAUAACAUCUGCACUUCUUGGUAUUCACUCUCUUCCGUUCUAUGAUCCAAAUCAAAGUCAACAACCCUUCAAGUGCAUUCUACAUGAAUAUGCCAAUGAUACUCAAAAGGUAAUCUUUAUACUUUUGGAGACCUUUGUUGGAUUUUUGGUCCCAUUCUGCAUUAUUGUCUUGUGCUAUAUCUGCUUAUGGAGAAAACUCAGAGAAAUGAAAUUUGUUGGUAAACGUAAAUCAGACAAAAUGAUCCUCAUUGUGGUGGGCACGUAUGUUAUAUGUUGGAUUCCAUACCACAUAUUCAACAUUGCGGAUAUCAUCUCUGUUUUACUGGGCGACUGCAGUCUAAUGAGAACUUUGGACAUUGGUGGCACAGUUUCGGGGGCUUUGGUCUUUAUAAACAGCUGUUUGAAUCCUGUUUUUUAUUUUUAUUAUGCAUUUAGAAUAAAAAGCCCUAAAAAGAGCAUCAAGCUAAAGAUGCUUUUCGAGAACAUUGGAGGAAUGGAGACAGAACAGAAGCCAAGUGAAAAUACUGAAAAUACCGUAGAGAGAACGCAGAACAGUGCUGUGGUUACCACUGACUUUCAUACGGCUUAAUUAAUGCUCUACCUGCAGUGAUACUAUCUCUCCUGGAGUUGACCCACAGUUCAAGUGUCACAAGUUUCUGCACACAUCAUAUUUGCUCUGAAGAAUAGUGCUACGUGCAGCACACCGGACUCCUCAGUGGAACCCAACAGACUUCAUUAAAAGUUGAUGGGAUCCAUUGGGCACUGGUGG